Messenger RNA from Esox lucius (northern pike), 3151 nucleotides. RefSeq names its product E3 ubiquitin-protein ligase TRIM41. The transcript has a single exon. Gene Ontology annotation, molecular function: zinc ion binding; protein binding. NCBI's taxonomy places the organism in Eukaryota, Metazoa, Chordata, Actinopteri, Esociformes, Esocidae. The record is from RefSeq and is a predicted model, not a curated record. The coding region runs from base 893 to 2572 and encodes 559 amino acids.
CUUUGAAUGUCCUGUUCCUGUCAGUACUACUAAUCCUACCACAGUCCGGACAGCCAGAACCAGCAGACCAGGUGGGUUGACAGAGAUUUACUUUAUUGAUUUUAUACAUGCAUAGAAAUCAACUGAGACCAAGGUCUGAGUCCUGCAUUACAACAAUAAAACACAUACAAAAUAUUGAUACAUGCACUAAAACAUUUAACAUCACUCUGAAUGGUAUUCCAUGAGUGUGGGUGAGUAGUUUUACCCAGUUUUGACUUGGCCUGUGGCAAACAGUAACAGAGUUUUGGCCCCGCGAAGUAACCACCCUCAAAUUCAAAGACAGAGCUUUGGAUGGAAGGACUGACCAUUGUGGAAUCCACAUUAUAGUUUGGAUCGUGUUGACGGGAUUUAGAGUGUUUAUAUAUAUUCACUUUGUUUACAAAUAUUGGAGUCGAACAAACAAAUACUUUAUGUCCUGUGGAAACUUAAAGGGGCACCGUGUAGAAUCCCGCCUCUAAGUUUUACAGUGCUGAAUUUAAACAAUACCACAACUUGUCUCCUCCUCGUCUUCUCUUGCCAAAUAAGACUGGUAUAGUAUUAGAUAGGCCAGGGUGGUUUAGGGUCAGAAGGAUAGUGUCUAAAAUGAGUAUGAGAAGACUAAAAGUUAAUGCAAACUGACAAACAGACCGGUGAGAAAGUUUAAAUGGAGAAUAUCUCAGGCACUUGGAACAAUUUCAUAGAAGGACAUAUCUGAAACAUCGACAUUGAUGGCUUCCGUUCAUUUAUGCUUGCAUUUAUGCUAGUAAUACUGUAUGAAUCUUACACAUUGCCCCCUUAAAAAUAACUUUGGAUAUGUUUAUUGGUUUAUACUUUCAACAUGUUUUAACAGUGUUACUCUGGUCUCUGUCUAGACAUGGCUCAAUGCCUCCUGUCGGAAGAGCAGGUCCAGUGUUUUAUCUGUCAGGACGUGUUCUCUGAGCCAGUGUCUACGCCGUGUGGACAUAACUUCUGCAUGGCCUGUAUCGCCGGAUACUGGGACAACAAUGACUUCUGCCAAUGUCCUCUGUGUAAAAGAGUGUUUGACCGGAGGCCAUAUCUCCUGGUCAACACUUUCGUUGAGGAUAUGGCUACUCAGUUCAGGCAGGCAGUUCAGCUGGAAGCAACUGAACUGGGAGAAGGGCCCUGUGGCGUUUUCAUUGGGACCAAGCGCCGGGCCCUUGAGUCCCACUGUGAGCCUCGACAGAUAGACCCAGCCCUGAAGAGACACAAGCUGACGGAUCCUGUUGACGACCCGAAACACGGAACGUGCCAGAAGCAUGAUGGUCUCCUGCAGAUGUUCUGUCGGACCGACCAGAUGCCAGUGUGCCGGGUCUGCACUGAGAUGGACCACCAGGGACACCACGCAGUCCCCCUGGAGGAAGAGUGUGGACAGAGGAAGGCUGAGCUGGGGAGGAGGGAGGCGGAGGUGCAGCAGAUGAUCCUGGAGCGACGGCAGAAGAUCCAGGAGAUCAAGGACUCAAUAGAGCUCAGCUGGAGAGACACAAUGAGAGAGACCGAAAACGGAGCACAGAUUAAGGCCUUCACUGCUCUGAUGGAUCUCAUUGAGGACAGCCAGGCUAGUCUCAUUCGGUUUGAGAGGGAGAUGCGUGACAUGAAACAUGAAGCAGUAAAGAGGAGGGGCAGCGGUUUCGUCAAAGAGCUGGAACAAGAAAUCAGUCUUCUGCAAACGGGAAAUGCUGAGCUGAAGCAGCUCUCUGAAAUUGAGGACCACCUCCACUUCAUCACGACCUCCCAAUCCCCUUUUAUGCUUCUGCCUACCAAAAACUGGUCUGAGAUCAGGGUUUACAGCCCGGUAUGUAAGGGGGAUGUAAGGCUAGCGGUGUCUCAGAGACAGCUGAUGGAGGAGACAGUCAGAACCGUGUCCCUGCUGCAGGAGAAACUAAAGAGCGGACUGAAGAGUUUGCGUGACGCUGAGCUGAAGAGUGUCCAGUGUGUUGCAGUGGAUGUGACCCUGGAUCCAGACACAGCCCAUGCUAGACUUGGCAUCUUUAAGGACGGCAGAGAGGUCAGGCAUAGAUGCAACAAAAGGAAUGUUACUGACCAUCCGGGCAGGUUUGGCCUAGGUUGCUGUGUGCUGGGUAAGGAGGGCUUCUCCUCAGGGAGAUUCUACUACGAGGUGCUAGUCAGGGGUAAGACCAGAUGGGAGUUAGGGGUAGCCAGAGAGUCCAUGGAUAGGAAAAAAAGAGCGCCAAUGGUCCCUCAUGAGAGACUCUGGACAUUGGGGCUAAGGUCGAGAAAUAAGUACAACGCUAUCUCAAAAAAAGCCAUCCACCUCUCCCUAAGUGAGGUGCCCCAGAAGGUGGGUGUGUUUGUGGAUUAUGAGGGGGGGCAGGUCUCCUUCUAUGAUGUGGGUAACAUUUCCCACAUCUACUCUUUCACCGGCUGCAACUUUGUCGAGAAACUCUACCCAUACUUCUGCCCCUUUAACAAAAAAGAUGCCAACGAGGCCCCCUUGGUCAUUUCUCCUGUCAAAGACUCUGACUCGUCCAGUGAUUCGUAUGCCGACAAAGACUCGUCCAUGGACUCAGACUAACCCUGUGGGUCACAUGAUUGUUAUGACAGGAUAAUCAUUGGGGAUUCAGGAUGACUUUAAAUCUUUUUCAUUUUGUGUGAGAGACAAUGCAGAACUCCACCUGAUGCUACUACAUUCCACAUAUGCUCUUUUCAGUAGAUGUGUGUAAUAUAUCAGAUCUCUGUUGUACAUUGAAUGUCUGAUAUGUCUGAUCAUCUUUAAUUUCCACUAGACUAAGACAUUUCAGAACCAGAUCACAGCCGUGGAUUACAUGAAAGAUUCCAGCGGUCUCCCCCGAGUUGGGUAGGACUGCCUGCAGUUCCUUCACACCUUAUUUAUGGAACAAGCGGGCAGAUACAACUCUGAUGUCCCUUGCCCAUUUAAAAAAUGUAAUGGAGGAUCAAUAUGUUGUCUGUGAUUGUUUCUGUUGAAUUUUUUGACUGUUUUGUAUGUUUGGAAAUGUUCUUUUUAUGUUGUGUGCCUAACUGUACACAUAAAAAUGUCUACACAGGGCAUGGCCUCAAAAGAGAUCUGUUUUUCCUGUUAAAACAAAAUGUUUAUUUUAUUUUUAUUCAGUAUAUUAUACACAGUCAGACAGAU